UUCUGUAAAAUAUCAUUUUGGUGCACAUAUCAUUCAAGUUUUGUAUAUAUAAUGCAUGCAUAUAUUAUAUUACUUGGUUACAUUAUAUAAUAUUAAUCAUUAUACUGAUAAUACAGUAAUAUAACAGUAAUACAGUAAUAUACAGUAAAUCUUGCAAUAAACCUCAUCAAUAUUGGCAGACAUUCUCUUGGUCAGAUAGAGGCUGCAUUGGGUUUUCCUGUGGACAAGUGAUUUGGAAUUGUUUUUAAAUCUCAAAUUAUUAGCUACUCAAAAUAUGCACCUUUACUCUAGUUGUUAAAUGGUAUCUCAUAUGUUCAUGCUAUUGACAUAAUUGCACAGGGUAUUUUUUAUUUUGUUAGAAUUGGAGUUAUUAAUGAGAGAACUUUCAAAAGAAAUAUUGCAACCCAAGCUGAGAGGAAUGGAUUUAUGAGGGCAGAGAUUUUUUUACUGGUGGCCAAAGACGGGGAUGGUGGAGGACAGGAAGGCCUGGAGGAAUGUUGUCCAUGGGGCCAUGAUGAGUUGGACGCGACUUUGCAACUAACAACAACAUUCCCUAAACACUGAAAGCACCUUCUACCUUUCCAAUGAGCAUUUCCUCAAUGGAAGAAGAAAACCAGCCUGGGAUUGGAUGCAGGAGUAUAUGUUUGCGGGGAUAAAUGCACCCCAGCAUUUGCUUAAAGGGAUGCAACCUUUAACAAAAAAUAAUGGGUGGUAAUGCUUCAAUGUUGUUUGUUAUAAUAGGGAAUAAGAGUAAACUACAAUAUUAAUUAAGAAUAUAUUGACUUCCCAAAACUUUUUGGACUAACCUAGAAAAAAUCAGACUUGCAGAAAAAGCUUGAAAAAACCCUUUAUUUAAGCCACAGAUGCUGUUUUUUACAACCCAGCUUUCAUGACUUGAUGUGUGUGUGGAACUGUCAAUAAUAGGGAAGGACAGAACUGGCAGAAGAAAGCUGGUGCUGCACAUUACGAGAUAAGAUUGAAAUUAGGAGAGGUUGUGGGCUCCACUCAUAAUGCCCUGGCGAUUUCUACACUACAAGCAUUAAUUUGUUUAGUUCACAUCCUGCCCUCUUUUGAAUGAUUUUCUUUCAUCACUAGUAAUAUUUUUUUAUUUUGAGUAUUAACUACUCUUACCACAUACCAGGUUUUACUAUAUGCUAUGUUACCAGCAUUGCAGCUGGUGAUUUACUUAGACUUUUUUUUGCGGGGGGAUCUCUGAAUGUCCUGCAUUUUUCCCUGCCCUACCCUCUGUCCAGAUGCCCCAUUUUAAUUGUUUGUAGAAAACUAUGAUGUGCAACCUUGUACUUUGUAUUUAGCCAUCAAGCACUAAACACCUUUUUGGUACAGCAGAAAUGCAGUAUGAAAUCUGAAAUCUGAUUUUAGUUGUUUCUUGGUUUUGGAGGUAUGACAUAAGUGAAUGCGUUAGUAUUUGGCACUUUGCUGAAGAUACUGGAUUUUUCAUUUUUUCACAUUCCAUUUUCCAUAAUUUGCCUACAGCACUGCAAAUUUUCUGAGCUCUGAGAAAUACAUAUUAUAUAUUUUAAUAGGAAUGUCUGUUCUCCUUGCUACCAAGACAGCAGCAUGUCUUGCAGAUACCUUUACACAGAAGAGGGAGGUAUCAGCUGGCUUGGGUAUCCCAUCAUUUGUAUAGAAUCAUAGAAGAGUUGGAAGGAGUCAGUAAGGCCAUUGGGUCCCAUCCUCCCCAAAAAAGUUAAAGCAUCUCUAACAGAUGGCUGUCCAGCUACAUCUUGCAUGCCUCCACUGUGGAAGAGCCCACAAACUCUCUAGGUAAUUGGUUCUACUGUGAUGUUGCUGUGAUACUUAGGAAGUUUUUCCUAAUGUUCAGCCAGAGUCUGACUUCAGGUAACUUGAGCCCAUGUUCUGUAUUCUGGGAUCAUUAACCUUGGCAACUUUAAAGUACUUAGAGAGUGCUAUCAUGUCUCCCCUGGAUCUUCUCAGGCUAAACAUGCCCAGUGCUCUUCAUUUCUUUGUUGCCAGUCCAUGAAUCAUCCUUGUUGUCCUCCUCUGAACCUUUUCUAGCUGGUCUGCAUCUUUCUUAAACUGGUGUUCAUAACUGAAACUUGAGAUGAGUCCUAACCAGGGCUGAGUAGAGGGGAACUAGUACUUAUUUGAUUUGGAAGUGAUACUUCCUUUAAAGUAGCCCAAAAGAGCAUUCGCCCUUUUUGCAGCCACAUCAUAUUGUUGACUCACAUUCAGCAUGUGAUCUACAACUAUACCAAUACCCUUCUAAUUUUUUUUAUUGCUGAGCCAAAUAUUCCUCCAUCUUAUACCUAUGUAUUUAGUUUCUUUUUCCUAGGUGCAGGACUUGGCAUUUAUCCUAUCAUAUUUCAUUCUGUUCUUUUUAGCCCAAUGCUCCAGCCUACCAAGAUUGCUUUGAUUUUUGUUUCUGUCUUCCAGGGUAUUAGUUAUCCUGCUCAGUUCUGUGUCACCUGCAGAUUUGAUAAGCAUUCUCUGUACUUCCUCAUUCAAAUUGUUAAUACAAAGGCUGAGUGUCAUUAGGCCCAGGACUUAUCCCUACAGUACCUCACUCAUUUCCUCUCCCUGAAUUGAGAAGGUGCCAUCAAUAAGCACUUUUAUAGUCUGUUUCUGUAGCCAGCUGUGGAUGCACCUGAUAGUUGUUCCAUCUAGCCCUCUUUUAGCUGAUCUGCUAAUCAUGAUAUCAUGGGGCAUGUUGUCAAAAGAUUUGCUGUCAAGCUAAGGUAUAUUAUGUCCACAGAAUUCCCACAGUACAACAGAGAGGUUCCUUGAUCAAAAAAAGCAGAACAGGAUUUGCUCUUCUCACAUCUAUAUUGGCUUCUAGUAAUUACUGCAUUGUUUUCAAGGUGUUUGCAGCUUGCCUGCUUUAUGAUCUGCUCUGAUACACUUCCCUUGUUCUCCAUGAUUUCUUAAAGAUGAUAGACAGUGGUUCUGAGAAUUCUUCCUCCAGCUCCUUUAUUAUUCUAGGAUGCAGUUCAUCAGACUCUGGAGAUUUGAACUCAAAGUAAUGAGGUGUUCUUUGACCAUUUGCCUAUCAAUCUCAAGUUUCAGUCCUGCCCAACUUGUACUUCCCCUUGCCAGGGAGAUCAUACACCUUCUUUUGAGUGAAAAUGGAGCCAAGGCAGGAAUUGAGCACUUUGGUCUUUUCUUUGUUAUCUGAUAUUUUGCCUUAUUGAGUAGUUGAACCAUCAUUUCUUGUGUGUGUGUUUUGCCAUUCAUAUAUUUGAAGGUUUUGUUGUGGAUGUUGCUUUUAGCAUCCCCUGCUAGCCUCAGCUCAUUCUCACUUUAGCCUUUCUGACGCCAUUUCUGAAAUUAGGUAUGUGAAGAUUGGGCCGGCAUCCAGCUAUCUUGUGCUCAUUGGACUUCUUUCCCACACUCAAUCCUUGCCAGGAAGUGAGCCAAGCCAAGAUGAAGUCCACGAAUGCUCAGGAAUGCAAUUUGCACAAAGUACACAAAACCUGCAAGUCAUAUAUGCAGAAGCAGAACUCUGCUUACACAGUGGGCGGGCAGGUAUUGUGUUUACAUACUGGCUUUGUGGACUCACUUCUUGCCAGAAACCCGUGUAAAUGCUUGACAUGAGAAACACUUUGGGCAGAGAGAAAAUAGGCCAAGUCUGGGUCACCAAACUGAGGAAAUCCAUCAGAUUCUCACCUCCAAAUAGGGUUCCCCACAAAGUUCUGCAGUUCUGUACCACCUACCUGAACUCAUUCUUUGUAGCCUGGCCUUUCUUUCACUUCCUAUAUGUAUCUUUUCUGUUUUCAGGUCACCUCUAAGUAUUUUGUGGAGCCACAUUAGCUUUUUCCAUUGUCUUCUGUGGUUUUUCUUGUUGGAAUUGUAUGUAAUUGCACCUUUACAAUUUCCUAUAAAAAAUACCAUCUAUCAGCCCCCUUUUCUCUUUACAGUAACUUGCCAUGGGUCCUUCUGAAUGUAUCAAAAUUGGCCUUCCUGAAAUUCAAGCAACCUUUCAGGAAAUUUGUUUUCAACACUUGCGCAAGGAACAUUUGAUCAUCUUACUUCACUGAAGUCUCUAGAAUUUCAGACCGAUUAUCUCCUGUGUGAUUGUAAUAUGUUGUGGAUGCAACAGUGGUUGCAGGAAAGAAAUAUAACUGUUCGUGAGACUAGAUGUGUCUAUCCCAAGUCUCUGCAGGCUCAACCCAUUUUGAGUGUUAAGCAGGGACUUCUAACAUGUGAUCCUCCUCUGGAGUUACCAUCUUUCUACAUGACUCCCUCUCAUCGUCAGGUUGUAUUUGAAGGAGACAGUUUGCCUUUCCAAUGCAUGGCUUCAUAUAUUGACCAGGACAUGCAGGUUCUGUGGUAUCAGGAUGGGAAGAUCAUUGAAACUGAUGAAGCCCAGGGGAUUUUUGUUGAAAAAAACAUGAUUCAUAACUGUUCGCUCAUUGCAAGUGCCCUGACCAUCUCAAAUAUUCAGGCUGGAUCUACUGGAAGCUGGGGGUGUCAUGUGCAUACCAGACGUGGGAAUAAUUCAAGGACCAUUGACAUUGUAGUACUAAACAGCUCUGCACAGUACUGUCCACCGGAAAGGGUUGUCAACAAUAAAGGCGACUUCGGGUGGCCCCGAACAUUGGCAGGCAUUACUGCAUACCUGCUGUGCACUCGUUACUCGGCUGGCAGUGGAAUAUAUACUGGCAACUCUCAGGACGAGAAAAGAGCUUGGCGCAGAUGUGAUAGGGGAGGAUUCUGGGCUGGAGAGGAUUACUCUCGCUGCCAAUAUGCAAAUGAUGCCACUCGAGUCCUGUAUAUGUUUAAUCAGAUGCCCCUGAACCUCACUAAUGCUGUAGCAACAGCUCGACAGCUGUUAGCUUACACUGUUGAAGCAGCAAACUUUUCUGACAAAAUGGAUGUCAUUUUUGUGGCUGAAAUGAUAGAAAAGUUUGGCCGAUUUGCUGAAAAAUACAAAGAGCUUGGUGAUGUGAUGGUUGAUAUUGCAAGUAAUAUAAUGCUAGCUGAUGAACACAUCUUGUGGAUGGCCCAGAGGGAAGCUAAAGCGUGUACUCGAAUUGUUCAGUGCUUGCAAAGGAUUUCUACAUACCGACUAGCUAAUGGUGCUCAGGUUUAUUCAACGUAUUCUCCAAAUAUUGCCAUGGAAGCUUACGUAAUAAAAGGUUCUGGCUUCACUGGAAUGACUUGCACAGUGUUCCAGAAGGUGGCUGCAACAGACCGCACAGGACUGCCUGAUUAUGGGCGAAGAGAUCUGGAUGGAAGUCUUGAUAAGCAACUGGGCUUUAAGUGUAAUGUCUCUAAUACAUUGUCAAGCCUAGCACUUAAGAACACUAUUGUGGAGGCCUCUAUACAAUUGCCACCUGCUCUUUUUUCACAAAAACACAAAAGAGAAAUUAGGCCAACAGAUGACAAUGUCUACAAGCUUCAACUUAUUGCAUUCCGCAAUGGGAAACUUUUCCCAGCAACAGGAAAUUCAACAACUUUAACUGCUGACAGAAAACGUCUCACUGUGGUCACACCAGUUAUCCUCACCAAAAUAGAUGGCUUAAAUCUACCACAUCAGCACAUUCCGAUUAAUGUGACGUUACGGCGCAUUGCGCACGGAGCAGAUGCUGUUGCAGUGCAAUGGGACUUUGAUUUGCUGAAUGGACAAGGAGGUUGGAAAUCAGAUGGGUGCCACAUUCUUUCUUCAGAUGAAAAUGUCACUACUAUACAAUGCUACUCCCUUAGUAACUACGCGGUCCUGAUGGAUUUGACAGGAUAUAUCCAGGCAGCUGAUCUUCUACAUCCAGUUAUCUAUGUAUCUGCUGUGAUUCUUCUGUUGUGCCUCUUGAUAAUCAAAAUUAGCUACAUAUAUCAUCACAGUGUCAUCAGGAUCAGCCUUAAAAGCUGGCACAUGUUAGUUAACCUCAGCUUUCAUAUUUUCCUGACAUGUGUGAUGUACGUUGGAGGCAUAACCCAGAGCAAGAAUGCUAGCAUCUGCCAAGCAGUCGGAAUAAUAUUGCACUAUUCUACACUGUCCACUUUGUUAUGGAUGGGUGUCACUUCUAGGAACAUUUAUAAGCAAGUCACUAGGAAGGUGAAGAGGUGUCAAGACCCUGAUGAACCACCACCUCCUCCUAGACCAAUGCUGAGGUUCUACCUAAUUGGUGGAGGCAUCCCCAUCAUAGUUUGUGGGAUAACAGCUGCUGCAAAUAUAAGGAAUUAUGGAAGCAGACCUAAUUCAGCUUAUUGCUGGAUGGCAUGGGAACCAAGCUUGGGAGCUUUUUAUGGACCAGCUAGCUUCAUUAUUUUUGUAAACUGCAUGUAUUUUCUCAGCAUAUUCAUACAACUGAAAAGACAUCCUGAGCGUAAAUUUGAGCUUAAAGAGCCAGCUGAGGAGCAGCAACGUUUAGCACCCAAUGAACAUGGCAACCUGAACCAUCAAGAUUCAAUGUCUGUGUCGCUGGUUUCCACUUCAGCUUUGGAAAAUGAACAUAGUUUCCAUGCUCAGCUUGUGGGUGUGAGCCUCACUUUAUUUCUGUAUGUGGCUCUGUGGAUUUUUGGGGCCUUUGCUGUUUCUUUAUCUUACCCCUUGGAUUUGGUAUUUAGCUGCUUUUUUGGAGUUAUGAGUUUAAGCCUUAGUGGUUUUCUAAUAAUACAUCAUUGUGUAAAUAGAGAAGAUGUCAGACAUGCUUGGAUAACAACCUGCUGCCCAGGAAGGACCACAUACUCGGUACAAGUUAAUAUUCAGCCCUCUUCUAGUGCAAGUGGGACAAAUGGAGAACCUGCCAAAUGCACCAAUAGCAGCGCAGAGUCAUCAUGUACUAAUAAAAGUGCAUCAAGCUUAAAAAAUUCUUCUCAAGGUUGUAAACUAACCAACAUACAGGCUGCAGCAGCUCUGUGUCCUCCGGGCUCCUUAGCACUGAAUAGUGGCCCUCCACUUGAUAACAGCCUUACUGAACAUUCAGUAGACAAUGAGAUCAAAAUGCAUGUGGCCCCUUUAGAGGUACCUUUACGGACAAAUGGACACCCAGGUCGCCAUCACAAAAACAGAAGUAAAGGGCACCGUGCCAGCAGAUUGACAGUCUUGCGGGAGUAUGCUUACGAUGUUCCCACCAGUGUAGAGGGAAGCAUCCAAAAUGGCUUGCCUAAAACUCGUCAAAGCAUUAGUGAAGGGCACUCGAGGAGCCGAAGAGCUUAUCUGGCAUACAGAGAACGGCAGUAUAACCAGUCCCAGCAAGACAGCAGUGAUGCUUGUAGCACUCUUCAAAAAGGCCACAGGAACACCGAAAAGACAGUACCAACAAACUUCAAAAAGGAUGUAUUGAGAAAACCAAUAGUGGUCGAGCUGGAAGAACAGCAGAAGUCCUAUGGUUUAAAUUUGGCUGUCCAGAAUGGGCCGCUGAAAAGCAGCACCCAGGAGGGAACUUUAUUGAGUGCUGACAGUACUGGCAAUAUCAGGACUGGGUUAUGGAAACAUGAAACUACUGUGUAGUACUACUGGACAUCCUUGAAAGGAUUUAAAAGGAGCAUUCCUUUUAUACUAUGAAUAAUUUUCCACAGUUUACAUAUAUUAAUACUUUGGGGAGAGUGUUGGGUAGGGAAGAUUUGCCAUGUGAAAUAUUUUAUACUUUUUUGAAGUAUAGCUGUGAUGUUUUUACAAAGACCUGUUGCUCUUCUGUGAAUCUUCCGUUAUCAGGUUCUGUUUUGAGGUACAGAAUUGGACAUUCUUUUUUUUUUUCUUUUUUUACAUGUAACAUUCUCUCCUAGGUACGUCCAACACAUUUCACUUUUAUAUUUAAAUUUGUAAAAUAAACAACUUUCUCUACAAUUCUCUUAUUACAAUAAUGGUUCAAAUAGUAAAAAGAAAAUGCAAUUAAGAAUUGACAUUUGCAUCAUGGAACUUACUUCUGCGUAGAUAUGUGUAGGACUGAACUGUUAGAAUUGAUAGCUUCCAGUUACCAAAAUAAAGACACAGCAAACUGCCAAAACCGUAAUUUUCAAGAUGUUGCCUAUAGCUAAUAUCCAAACCAUUCAUAUUCUGGAAAAAGCAUCUAAGUGGAAGAUUAAAGUCUUUGUACAGAAACCAUCCUGAUCACUUAGGCUUUGGUAGCCAAAGGAGAAAUAAGUGUAUUUUGGUCCUCCAGGUAUGUUCUUACAACUCCCAUGAUCCCUCACCAUUGGCUCUGCUAGCUCAUGCUGGUGGGAAUUGAACCUUCAGGUGUUUUGGCAUACAUUAAGAGGUGGUUAUGUUAAAUUUGUAGUGUAAUCUCAGUUCAAACUCAGUUACAGUAAACAUUUUUCAAAAAUAGCUAGGUCUCAUUAUCAUCCAGACCUUUGCACUUAUUUCACUAAUGCUUCCAGUGUAAACAAGUUGUGUUUAUUUUCUAAACUUCUGAAUAUCAGAGUUUAUAUUUUAAGACAUAAAUAAUGUGGGCCAAAAAUGGCUAACAGAUAUUUUACAUUUUAAGUGGGAGUCAACACUUGCAACCCAAGGUUUGGUCUCUUCUAGCAGAAUCUGUGACAGGGUAUCCUCUAUCGUUAAUUUAUCAGUUGGUACAUUGAAUGUGCAUUUAUAUGAGAGUGAGUGGUGUGUGCAUGCAUACCUGAAUGGACUGCAUCACCACAAGACAAAUCUGAUGCAGCCGUGGAGGAUAGAAAGUUUGCAUACCCUGAUCAUUAAAGAAGUACUAACACAAUAUACAAGUGAGCCCUGGGGGUGAGGGACAAAAUCAUCUGUGGCAUCCUGCCAAGUCCACUGUCAGUUAAAAGCCUGAGUUUGCUACCACAAAAUGUAUGACAACCCAUGUAGCAGGGGGAUGAUUAUGAUAUUCAAAUAAAAGCCAAGUUUGGAUCUCAUGGCUCAUGAGGACCUGACUGCAACAUUUCCAGCAUCUGAAUGAGAACGGCGAAUUAUAGCAGUGAUUGGACAAACUAGUGACAAAGCAAUUGUCUUGGCUCCUUUUGCUGCACCAGUAAUGUGGGCAUAAUCGUGGCAUAUCAUGGGAAAUUGGGAAUACAUAUCCUUUGUUGCUUUCCACAAUUGCCUCUUAAUGCCUAGCCUCACUUUCACUGCCCUAAACACUUAUAUUUUACUUGCAUUUCUUCUCAAAUUCCUUCACCUUCUGUCUACCCUACUCUUCCCAGCUGUACUUUCUAUUUCAAUACUGGAUAAGUUGUUUUGGUGGGUGGGUUUGGGGUAUGAGGUUUGGAAAGCAUAAUAAUGAACAGCUCCUUACUAGAUAAUGCAUGGGAAUUGUCUGAAUCAUGAUUUUUAUCUGGCUAGUGUUAAGAAUAAAAUGGGUAUGAACAGGAA
Molecule: messenger RNA, 9253 nt
Organism: Varanus komodoensis (Komodo dragon)
Lineage: Eukaryota; Metazoa; Chordata; Lepidosauria; Squamata; Varanidae
Gene: ADGRA3
Product: adhesion G protein-coupled receptor A3
Exons: 16
Coding region: 4061-7432 (1123 amino acids)
Biological process (GO): G protein-coupled receptor signaling pathway; cell surface receptor signaling pathway
Cellular component (GO): plasma membrane; external side of plasma membrane
Molecular function (GO): G protein-coupled receptor activity; protein binding
Source: RefSeq, a predicted model, not a curated record